AUGAUGGCGGUAAGAUGUGGACGGCGGUCAGCGAAGUACGGCAGCCUGUGCGCACACGUGCUCGCUGUUAAAGGCGCGGUGUUUAUUUUCGUAUUACAUAAUAGGUCGAAAGCGAGUGAGGCACUGGUCGGAACGGUGCUGGCAAGAGGUGCGGUGGUCGCGCGGAGAGCGGCGGUUAGGUCCGGGCGCAAGGGCACGUGUGCGCUGUGCGUACUGUUCGCAGGCUAUCGAGAUCGGUACUCGACUGACUGA
Danaus chrysippus (African queen) is the source of this 252-nucleotide messenger RNA. The record is from the annotation of a GenBank genome assembly. Lineage: Eukaryota; Metazoa; Arthropoda; Insecta; Lepidoptera; Nymphalidae.